Molecule: messenger RNA, 1818 nt
Organism: Rosa chinensis
Lineage: Eukaryota; Viridiplantae; Streptophyta; Magnoliopsida; Rosales; Rosaceae
Exons: 2
Coding region: 1-1818 (605 amino acids)
Biological process (GO): thymine catabolic process; L-valine catabolic process
Cellular component (GO): mitochondrion
Molecular function (GO): methylmalonate-semialdehyde dehydrogenase (acylating, NAD+) activity; malonate-semialdehyde dehydrogenase (acetylating, [NAD(P)+]) activity; nucleic acid binding
Source: RefSeq, a predicted model, not a curated record
AUGAUUGAUGUUUUGGAUGCAUUCCUCUCAUUAUCAACGAAAUUUUUUGAAAAUCGAGAAGACCUUCUUAGUGAUAUUCGUAAGAUUGGGUUGCUGCAAGGGUAUGUUAUGGUAAUCAAAAUAUCUAAAAUCAAUAGAUAUGUGGCUAUUGGUUGUGAUAGAGGUGGUUGUUAUCGAACCUACUCUGCACUUGAGGAGAAGAAAAAGAAUUCAGCUUCUCGUUUGAUAGAUUGCCCAUUCAAAAUUCUGGGAAGAAGGACAGCCGAAGGGUUGUGGAAGGUCAAGAUAAGCAACUUGUUACAUAACCAUGAGCCUUCCACCGACAUGGCUGGACAUCCAUAUUGUCGUCUGUUUACUAAAGAGGAAGCCUUACAAGUUGAACAAAUGAGUCUGGCUGGCAUAAAACCACGGCAAAUUCUCUCUUCGCUUCGACAAAGUAAUCCUGAUCUUCUAGCUCUUUCCAAAAAUAUAUAUAGCAAGACGGCUCAGUUUAGGAGGGAGAGUCUAGGUGGCUGUUCAAUUAUUCAAGCAUUAUUAGAUGAGCUUGGUGGUGCUGGUUUUUCUCAUAAUGUCAAAUAUGAGGACUCUGGUCAUUUGACUCAUCUAUUCUUUGCUCAUCCCACUUCUAUUGAGUUGACUAGAAGUUACUCUAAUGUCUUUGUGAUGGAUUGUACUUAUAAGACAAAUAAGUACAAGAUGCCAUUACUUGAGAUUAUAGGAGUGUCGAGCUUCAACACAUCAUUCUAUUCGUGUUUUGUUUUCAUGCAAAAAGAGGAACAACAAGAUUAUCAAUGGGCUCUUGAAAUGUUCAGUAAGUUGUUGGGAGAUGGUAAUCAUCCAUUGGCGAUUGGUCAGUUUAAGGAAGAUGCAGAUUGGGUUGGUUUUAUGUCUUCUUGGAGUACCCUUGUAAAGUCUUGGGACGUGUCGAUGUUUAAUGAAGCUUGGAACAGUUUUCAAAUUGAGUACAAAGACUAUGCUUCCGUUCUGACUUACAUUGGCAAUACUUGGCUUCCAUGGAAAGAGAGGUUUGUAUUUGCAUGGACCAGACCGACUUCACACUUUGGUAAUAAUGUUACUUCUAGAGCAGAAGGUGCACAUGGAACCUUAAAGAAAUAUCUUCAAGUUUCUACUGGUGGUCUCCGUGAAGUGAAGGAAAAUAUUUGUCUUGCUAUUCAAAAUCAGUUUCAAGAAAUUAAAACUCAACUUGCAAGUGAAAAGAUUCGUGUUCCUCAAAAGCUUUGCAUCCCUUUCUUUAAAGAGGUGAUUAAUAAGGUAUAUUUCUAUGCUUUGUUUGAGUUACAAAAGCAAUAUUUGUUGGCAAAUACCAGAGACUAUUCAUCCCAAUGCAAGGGCCAGUUUUCCAAAACCAUGGGUCUUCCAUGUGUGCACAUGAUCAAGGAUAUGAGGAUUGAAGUGCUGCCGUUAAAUCAGAUUCAUGAGCAAUGGAGGAUUGACACAAGAUCAUUCACUAAUGAUCAUUGUGCAAGAUUGGAUCAUGAAGAUCCAUUUAGUAGUCUUUUAUCUGAGGUUAAAGAGAAGUAUGAAAAACAGCCACUUAUGCAAAAAGAAAAUACAUUAAGGCAGCUUUCUCAUAUUCUUGGUGCAUCUUGUCCUUUAAUUUUUGAACCUACUCUUCAACCUCACAAAGGUCGUCCGGUAGGAUCAAAUAAAAGAAAGGAAACUAGCUCUACAAGGCAGGAACCUUCAUAUUUUGAGAGAGUGGAGAAGGCACCUCGAAAAUGUAGUGGCUGCGGUAAUAUUGGCCAUUAUCGUAACAAGUGUCCAUCAAUUAAUAAGUCUACCGCACUAGGAACAUAG